CAUUAUCAAAGUGCCGAUGGUUAAAACAAAACUAUGCAUGCACUAUAUUUGAUUUUAAUGGAUUUUUUUUAUUCGCUAUGUAUGCCUAUGGUAGGCAUUGGUCGUAAUGCGCAUAGGUCCAGUAUUUCAUAUUCUUUGAUACAGUUUUUUGCGUCUCAUUGAAUUCCUAAGCGUACCUAUACACCGAACUGUUAUUCCUAACUACUCCGUGAAAUAGCCAACCAGGACUGCAAGACCAAGACUGAAUUUGGGCAACACUAUUCGCUGUUAUUAUAUCGGUGUCAUGAUAUAUCUCGAUAUACAAAUCAAUAUUAUUAUAUGUAAACAGUUUCUAAGAUUCACGUGGGCGAAACCGUUGGCGGAAAGCUAGUUAUUUAAUAGAAAUGGCUUUAAGCAAUAAACAACUUAUAUUCAAUUUGUAUUUUUUCGUAUUUGUAUUGAUAUCUACAUUUCGAAUUUUGCAAAAUUCAUAUUUUUUAUAUGUUAGUUAAAAGGAACGGAAAUGACUAUAUUUAGUCCAUUCGUUUCCUGCAAAAAUCAACUUUUGGUAGAGACGCCAUCUAGUGAGGUGCUUUUAGUGCUUUCUUUUUUUCUUAAAAUAUCUCCUAACUGCAAUGUCGCAUGACGUCCCCCUCUCCUCAACUUCUAUCUAUGCCAUUGCUUGUUACAUUGAAGCAAAAAAGUAGGUAUCUAAUAUUUUUCUAUUAUAAUGACUGACGCACUAAAUAGAAUUUAAUUUAAUUUAAUUUUUUUGAUAAAUAUAUUAGCAAUAUUACCAAUAUGAUUUUAGCUCUAAGCUCGGCUUACCAAUUCAUUAAAGUAUUGAAAUUUAUUUUAAUUCAGUUCAAGCGGUUAUCGAAACGUAAAGAAAAUAUAAAAUUCAAUUGUCCAAGGUUAAAACCUUGGACAAUUGAACAACAAUAGCUGCAAAAUUAUCAACUGUUAAUGUUGCCUCUGCUGUAGCCCAGGUAUUCACUUCCAUGACGUCAUAUUGGUAUGCAAACAAAAUAUAUAGUAAUAUAAUAUUACUAACGACUAUCAACUAACUAAAUAGUAAAUAGCACAUUCAUGUGAUUGCAUUCAGAGCCGCAUUGAUAGUGUCGGGGCUCUAGUCAAUGGAAUACUUGGGACCCCUUAUCUUACCAUGACUUAAAAAUCGUAAUUGGUUCAAAUUAUUGCACUGUAAUCCACGGUUUAACAUUGAUUAACGCAAAAUAUUACAUUUAUGGAUUUAGUAGGAAAAAAGAUCAAAAAAUACUUAUAUUAAAAGUGAAUUAAUUCAUCAAAAAAAUGCUAUGUAUUGAAGUCGGUGGAGCUUUUUGUAGGUAUUAAAUACUGAGCUGAUUUCGAUAGCAGUUUCUUUAAUAAUUGAGUCGAUUCAAUUAAAAGAAAUUGUAUAUUUAUGCUGUCAAGUCCUUAUAAUACCAAUUUAGAGAUUUUAAAACAGCUCGAAGUUACCAUGAAAUUUUUGAAAAGAGAAAAAGCAAACGCCUUUAAUUUUAUCAGUAUGAUUUAUAGUUUUUUAAUUAAUUUUGAAAAAGACAUUUUUACCAUAAUUAUUAAAAUGCUCUACUCUCAAUUCAAACACUUUUUUUUUCAAAUCUUAAAACAUGUCAAAGCCAACUACUACAACAUCACAGAUAUAAGGAAUAGCGAUUAUCAUUUAAUGAAGGUGAUAAUAUCAUCAUCAUCAGCCCAUAUUCGUCCACUGCUGGACAUAGGCCUCCACAAUUGCACUCCAUCUACUUCGAUCCUCGGCUGUUCGCAUCCAGCUCCUGCCAGCCAGCUUGCGUAAAUCAUCGCUCCACCGCGCCUGAGGACGUCCUACACUACGUUUGCCGAGACGCGGUCUCCACUCAAGAACUCGUUUACCCCAACGGUUAUCGGUUCUGCGGCUAAUAUAGCCAGCCCACUGCCAUUUCAGCUUGCUAAUCCGGUGGGCUAUGUCGAUAACCUUGGUUCUCUACCGGAUCACCUCAUUUUUGAUUCGAUCCCGCAGAGAAACGCCGAGCAUAGCCCUUUCCAUAGCCCUCUGAGCGACCUUCAACUUGUGGACCAGCCGUGCCCGUCCACGUUUCGGCUCCGUAUGUCAUAACGGGUAGGACGCACUGAUUAAAGACUUUCGUCUUUAGGCACUGCGGGAUCGACGAUGUGAAGACCCGACGUAGUUUCCCAAACGCUGCCCAACCUAGCCGAACUCUUCCAUUUACCUCGCUCACGAAGGCUGAUGCGCAUAGAAGAGUCAGCCAGGUAAUUCAGCAUCUGUUGUAGGUUCUGCAGAUUUUCUGCCAUGAUGACGAUCUCGUCAGCAAAUCUCAAGUGAGAAAUGUACUCGCCAUUGAUGUUGAUGCCACGUCCUUUCCAGUUUAGCGUCUUAAACAUAUCCUGCAUUGCAUUAGUAAACAAUUUCGGAGAUAUAACGUCUCCUUGUCUCACUCCUCGAUGCAACUGUAUAGGACUUGUCUGCUGAUUCUGUACUUGGACGGUCAUAGUGACGGCCUCAUAAAUACAUCUUAUCUUGAAUGUAUCGCCAAUCGACUUGGCAUCGCUGCAGGGACUCCAGAACGGACCAGAUCUCAAUCGAGUCAAAGGCCUUCUCAUAGUCCACAAAUGCUAGACACAGGGGCUGAUUAUACUUUUCAGUCUUCUGUAUAAUCUGCCGCACUGUGUGGAUGUGGUCUAUGGUGCCGUAUCCACUCCGAAACCCAGCCUGCU
Messenger RNA from Diatraea saccharalis (sugarcane borer), 2715 nucleotides. NCBI's taxonomy places the organism in Eukaryota, Metazoa, Arthropoda, Insecta, Lepidoptera, Crambidae. The record is from the annotation of a GenBank genome assembly.